Messenger RNA from Filobasidium floriforme, 2175 nucleotides. Its product is annotated as nicotinate-nucleotide adenylyltransferase. NCBI's taxonomy places the organism in Eukaryota, Fungi, Basidiomycota, Tremellomycetes, Filobasidiales, Filobasidiaceae. The transcript has 8 exons. Bases 232 to 2022 code for a protein of 596 amino acids. Gene Ontology annotation, biological process: NAD+ biosynthetic process. The record is from RefSeq and is a predicted model, not a curated record. Gene Ontology annotation, molecular function: nicotinate-nucleotide adenylyltransferase activity; nicotinamide-nucleotide adenylyltransferase activity.
GAUUGAUCGUUAUCUUUCUUGGUCAUCCCCCUCUUUCUAAUUGAACCCGCGUCUCUCUCCAACUUCUCCCGUGACUCGCUCGACCUCGCUCGCUCGGACCAUUUCUAAUAACGUCGUCCUCGCCCGAAAUCAAUCUCGACCACUCCCAUUCAACAACACCUUGUAACUCUUGCAAACACAUCCAUCAUCAUCUCUUUUACAAUCUUGACCGCCAAGGGACCAUCGCAAAGUAUGAGCAGGAACAACAAGAUGCCAGGUGGAGGUGGAUUCGCACCCGUCCUACCGGCUACCGGCCUCCACUCGUAUCACAACGACUCUCCUCCCUUUUCAGGAGCUACCAACCCAGCUUCUGGGGAACCCGAGCCGUUGCACCUGAACGGACCCGAUUCGCAUACACAUGGGUACGGACAUGGACAUGGUCACGGAGGAAACGUGAACCAGGCGGGACCUUCAAGGAGUUCUUCUUCUUCCUCUUCGACAGGGGCUGGAAAUGGGCGGACGACGCAAGGUCUCCUUAACCCGGGGGUGGAUUCGAAUUCGACCCAGAAUCAACUCAAUUCAAGCCAGAACCAGAACGAUCUGCACGGGCCGGAUUCGAAUUCGCAGUCACAUGGCAACACAUCGUCGAGCUCCAACCUCAACCACAUUUCCAAUUCGAACCCGAACUCUUCCUCGAACCUUAACCCAUCUCGACCCAAGAUCGACCGGGUCCUCACCUCCCCUACGGACGUCUCCUACUCUUCAUCCCGUUCUCGUCGUCUAGUCUCCGGGUACAUGUUCGGGAACCCGCCAGAAGAGAAGAGUCUGAAGAAUAGAAGGGAUUCGGAGAGUACCGUGAGGAGGUUGAGCGUCGUCGGUGACGACGGUUUGAACAAGGAUAGGGGUGGUACGGAUAAGGAGAGCUUGGAGAAUCGGACGAUACACGGGCAAGAAGAGGUCCCCGAAGACCAGAACGAAGAGGAACAAGCAGACGACACCCCGCACCCUCUCCGACCUCGUCCUUCUUCAGCCCAUUCGUUUACGACCAACCCGACCUCUCAACCCGACGAAGAGAACCUCUCCGUGGCUUCUUCCCUGAGAAACUCUCCUAGGGAUUCACCGCUCGUCUCCCCCGGUCGUGGGCUUUCGUUCGAUAACGGCCGGUACGAAGACGCUUUGAACGGGGUGACGGAUGGAGAGGCCGAUGCGGAUGUCAGGGCGAUGCAGGCGACGGGCGGGGGGAGUGAAGGGUUCAUGCAAGGGUUGGAGGGGGAGGAGGGGAGGUAUAACUUCCCCACGCAUAGGUUGAGGAGGAGGAUGAAAGACGAGGACAAGGUGCCCUUGGUCAUCGUCGCCUGUGGGUCGUUCUCACCUCCGACGUAUCUGCAUUUGCGAAUGUUCGAGAUGGCCAAGGACGAGAUUGUCGAGAGCCAGACGUUCGAGAUCAUGGCCGGUUACUAUUCCCCAGUCUCGUCGUACUACAAGAAAUCCGGUCUGGCGCCCGCUCACCACCGAGUGAGAAUGUGCGAACUCGCCGUGGAACACACCUCUACGUGGUUGAUGGUCGACCCCUGGGAAGCCGGUCAGCCAGAGUACCAGCGGACCGCCGUCGUGCUGGACCAUUUCGACGAGAUGUUGAACGGCAAGGAUGGCGAAGGCGGGGUGGAGAUGCGGGAUGGGACGAGGAGGAAAUACAAGGUCAUGUUGCUCGCGGGCGGAGAUUUGAUCGAGAGUUUCGGCGAACCUGGGGUAUGGUCGGAACCCGAUUUGCACAUCAUUCUCGGUCGAUUCGGUUGUCUGAUCGUCGAGAGGGCUGGGUCGGACGUCUGGGCAUUCUUGCUCUCGCACGACAUCCUUUACCAUCAUCGACGCAACGUUAUUGUAAUCAAACAACUGAUCUACAACGAUAUUUCGUCGACCAAGGUCAGACUGUUCGUGCGUCGUGGAAUGAGCAUCAAGUAUCUACUGCCCAACAGCGUCAUCCAGUACAUCAGCAAGAACCUGCUUUACCGCGAACCUGAUACUAAGGCUAUCCAAUCUUGAGCGGACUGAAGUAGGACGCGAAGAGUUUCAGUAAAGGGAUGUUGUAUGUCAUGCAGAAAAGGCGGUGGGAACAGGCUUUGUACAGGAAAGGGAAGACUCUUGUGUCGGUUUCGUCUGGUUGUAUGGAUUUCGCAGCAUUAUUAUAGACUGUCC